CCACGUGGGGAGUGAAUUUGAAUCAGCCGCCACCGACUACGGCUUACUGUUCCAUCGUGUCGGCGCGAUCGUUCGCACCGGUGGUUACUUUGUGGUUCCUUUGUCACACACGAAUCAUUAAUUUCGCGCGCAUUUAUUUAUUUAAAAACUUUAUCAGAUCAGAAGAGAAUUCUCAGCAGAAAGAAUAAUACUACUCAAAAGUGUAAAGAAGACACGUCAAAACAAGUCAAUUAAGCAGCUCGGAAAGAGAGGUUUCAUCUAUGCAAUAAAAUAUAAGAAAUGAUAAGUAUCGUAAUCUACGAUAGAGUUACUAAAAAGAUUUCAAAGUUGAAGUUAUUAUUUCUCAUAAAAUAGAAUAAUUUUAACACAUUAAAAAUAAAAAUAGAUUGUCGAGCGACUGGCACGAGAAGUGACUGGAAAUAAAGGAGAGAAAGAUACCGGUACGAGUUUCCGAUCACACCUGUCAACGGUGUCUGAUACCGGCGUCGUGUAUCACCGCCACGUGACACCGCUGUCAUUGUCCGCCGAGUAACAGUUUCUUUUGCCUCCACGUGACGACCUUGCCGAUUUAGAACGAGCAAUAAAAGGCAAGCGAACACAGUCACAUUGAACGAGCAGCGAGAUAUCGUAGAACACAAAGGUGAGAAAGUGGCUAAACCAUAUGUAAACGUUAGCGCCCGUCGCUGAUGAAAUCGGCAUAAAUCAGUGUCACACGCGCUCCGAGCAACACGACUCCGAGCAUCGUGACCACGAGGCGUCGAGGCGACGACGACGACGACGACGUGAACGACACCGGCGGAGGCGGUAGAGGAGGAGAGCAGCCGGCGGCAGGAGAGGGAGAAAAAUCAAGAAGGAAGUAGCAAGUGUCACGAAGGGACCCUUGUCAGUGAGUGGUGGACCGUGGUGCAGAUCGUGGGACAUCGCGCGUGUGUGACAAGGAUCUUCGCGAAGACGUGAGAGAAAGCUGCAGGACGCGACAGAGGGGCGGCAGGCACGCGCGAUUGCUCGCGCAUCGAGACUUACGCUCGAUACGAGCACGCGCGCGAUUCGACUCGAUCGUCGUUUCCGAUCGCACCGGCUGGCCUGGCCCGGAAGAAGACUGUGACCUUGCGGGUCGACCUUGGAUAUUGGCGCCACCGUCGGAUCUUGUUUCGGCCGAGAGCGUGGCUCACGAGAGUUUUCGACGCGAAAUUAUUAGCGGUCGCGAAGCGCGUGAGCGCGUUUGAGAAGAAAAUAACAUUUGAGUCUGUGAUCGUCCAUCGAAGAGAUUUCGAUCUGUUUCUCUAUUUUCCGGAAGCAAAGAAAAGACUGUCUGAUUAAUUGAACCACCUGUCACGCCGAUGGAGUGAUUCAACAUGCCGCUUAGAUUGGUACUGGCGAUCCUCGUCGCGCUAUGCGCGAUAUGCGGCCGCGCGGACUUCUUCGGCGAGAAAAAAGAAGUAGUCUAUGAUUUAAUGCAGGCGUCACUGUUUUUGAUGACGGACGAUAAUAAUCUUUACAUAGAGGACGGCGAAGAUGGAUUUCCAGCAUUUGGUUUUCGACCUGGCUCCGAGGUGAAACAACCUUACAGAUUGUACCUUCCGCAAAAGUUGCCAGCCGAGUUUACUCUGGCGGCCACAUUCAAGCCGACUUCCUUCAGAACGAGCUAUCUCUUCGCCGUCCUUAAUCCCUUCGAAACUGUUGUCCAAUUGGGCAUUAGAAUUUCGGACGGGCCCGGUUCGAACCAGAACGUCUCGCUGGUCUACACAAACUCGGACGAGCAUUCGCACUCGGAAGAAGUGGCAAAAUUUACCGUACCGAAGCUCACAAAGAAAUGGUCAAAGAUUGUCAUUAAGGUUUCUAUCAACGACGUCACCUUAUAUUUCAAUUGCCACGAGAUGGCUCGGCAAAAAGUUACCAGAAUCCCGCAGGAAUUAGUAUUCGACACUGCCAGUACGUUGUACAUAGCGCAAGCCGGCCCGCACAUCCAGGAACGAUACGACGGUCUACUGCAAUCUUUGAAGCUAUAUUCCGACCAUCCGCCGGAUCUGGUAAAAUGCAAUACUGAUUUUGACUUUUCAGCAGAUGAUGUCGGUUCUGGCGAAAGCAACUUGUUGGACGGUUCCGGCGACAAUGAUUUGAAUAAGAUUGGUCGAGAGGACGAAGACAAAAGCGAGGAGAUUAACCUACCACCAUUCAUCACACCUCCACCUCCGAAUCCAGAUUAUAAAGGUCCGAAAGGUGAGAAAGGUGACAAAGGGGAAAAGGGUGAAAGCGUACGAGGUCCUCCGGGUCCUCCGGGACCGCCGGGUCGCGAUGAGGAUUGGCUGGUCAAGAUACCGCAGGGACCACCUGGUCAAAAGGGAGAUCCUGGUACUUGCACAUGCAACGCCACGGCCUUAAUGUCUUCCUUUACAAUGCCAACAAUGAUACAAGGACCGAAGGGUGAGCCAGGAGUACCAGGACAAGAAGGCAAGCAGGGUUCAAUGGGACUCACGGGUGCGGCAGGACCGCCAGGAGAAAGAGGACUGCAGGGUCCGUCCGGAGCAAAAGGUGACAAGGGUGAUAUUGGAAUACCGGGACCGGAAGGUCCUCAAGGUCAGAAGGGAGAGCCGGGUCGCGAUGGAAUUCCCGGUGAAAAAGGUGCGCAAGGUCCGCCGGGACCGCCCGGAAAAGGAGAAUUCUCUGGUUAUGACCCUAGUUGGAAACCUCGAAAUAUUUACAGGACGGAAGGCAUUACAAUGAGACCAGGGCUUCCAGGACAGAAAGGUGAACCAGGCAUUUCAGGAAACCCUGGUCCGAAAGGUGAGGCCGGGAUACCCGGUGCUAAGGGUAUCAAAGGCGAACCCGGUCAUAAAGGUACUAAAGGUGACCAUGGCAAGGAUGGUCCUAGAGGAAUUCAAGGCUUUAAAGGUGAGCCUGGCGCGCCUGGCGCACCCGGACUACCUGGUGCACCCGGUGAAAAUGGACGACCAGCAGAGAAGGGAGAUAAAGGCGACACGGGACCUGAAGGCAAAUCAGGAUCUCCAGGACCACCUGGUCCACCUGGUACAAGUGUUCCUGGUGGUAUAAACGUAGGCGAUUUAGGAUUUGGCAGAGGCGACAAAGGCGACAAAGGCGAUGGUGGAGCACGCGGAUAUAAAGGUGAUAAGGGCACGAAGGGCGAGAAGGGCGAUAAGGGUGAUGGCGGGCCAGCUGGCAUUCCUGGAAUAAACGGUAUUCAAGGACCUCAAGGAGAUAAAGGCGAACCCGGUAAAGACGGAGUAUCGGGAUUAUCCGGUAUACCUGGUGCUAAGGGUGAAAAAGGUGAAAGAGGUCCUCCCGGAGCCACCACCGUCGCCAAUUCUGGAGACUAUGUCACUAUAAAAGGGGAGAAAGGCGCCGAAGGAAAACGGGGCAGAAGGGGACGACCUGGGCCGCCUGGUCCUAUAGGUCCACCCGGAAAACCAGGAACUACGGGGGAAAUCGGUCUACCAGGAUGGAUGAACGUAAAGGGUCGUCCUGGGAAUCCUGGAAUUCCGGGAAGUAUCGGACCAAUGGGACCCAAGGGAGAAAAGGGGGAACCCGGCGCGCCGAGCCCUUAUAGCGUUUCCGUUGGUAUCAAAGGUGACAAAGGAGACAAUGGUUUUCCUGGAAUUCCUGGAAGAGACGGCCAAAGAGGACCUUCAGGGCCUCCCGGACCUCCGGGUCCACCAUCUCACGGAAAAUAUAUCCCAGUUCCAGGACCUCCGGGUCCUCCCGGACCGCCUGGUCCACCUGGAUUGUCUUUAAUCGGACAAAAAGGAGAACCCGGAAUUGGUAGAAGUCAUGCUUUCGGGGAGAGAGAUUAUUAUAGACAAGGACCUAGAAGUAGUCUGGAUGAAAUAAAAGCUCUGCGUGAACUCAAACAGCUAAAAGAGUUAAAAGAACAAUUAGGUGUCACUGCCGUUACAAGGGGACCUUUAGAAAGUACAACGAAAAUUGUGCCAGGAGCUGUUACGUUCCAAAAUACAGAAGCCAUGACAAAGAUGUCUAGCGUUAGUCCAGUUGGAACUCUGGCGUACAUAAUAGACGAACAAGCUUUACUAGUCAGAGUUAAUAACGGAUGGCAAUAUAUAGCACUUGGAUCACUCUUACCUAUCACAACACCAGCACCACCAACUACGGCACCGCCUCCAGCGAAUCCUCCCUUCGAAGCAUCCAACUUGAUUAAUCAGAUACCUAUGAAAGCCGACGGAACAGGCUGGUAUCCGCGAAUGUUAAGAAUGGCCGCAUUGAAUGAACCAUUUACCGGAGAUAUGCAUGGCAUACGAGGAGCAGACUACGCUUGCUAUCGACAAGCAAGACGAGCGGGCUUGAGAGGUACCUUCCGCGCUUUCCUCAGUUCUCGAGUUCAAAACGUAGAUAGUAUUGUUCGAUUGGGAGAUCGAGAUCUUCCCAUAGUUAACAUAAAGGGAGACGUGCUGUUCAAUUCUUGGAGAGAGAUGUUUAAUGGAAAUGGAGCAUACUUUUCUCAAAAUCCCAGAAUUUAUAGCUUCAACGGAAAGAACAUCCUUACUGAUGUCGCAUGGCCCGAGAAAGUUGCGUGGCAUGGCUCUCACAAACUUGGCGAUCGAGCAAUGGAUACUUAUUGCGAUGCCUGGCAUUCGAGCAGUUCAGAUCGCUACGGUCUAGGAUCACCAUUGACCGGUGGUCGUUUGUUGGAACAAGUGCGAUACUCGUGCGACAAUAAAUUCGCGCUACUCUGCAUCGAGAUCACGAGCGAUGUGAUGAUAAGAAGACGACGAAGCGCCGAGAAUCAGCUGGAAGACGAUGCUGAGAUGACGGAAAACGAUUAUAUGGAUUACUUGGAAGAACUCAUGCAAUACUGAACGCUCUCUUUUAAUCAUCAUCAUUAUGUAAAUAAUAAUGCAGAUGCGCGUUUCCGACGCGCAUAUUCCGCGUUCGAAUAAUAUUAAUUCAUAUCGACGUAUACAUAUCGCGAAAUGAUAGCGCGAACAACAGCGUCGCGCUUUAUCCCAAAGUCACGAAGCUAAGCCUCUAAACACAAAGGGUAUAAUUACUUGUACUUUCACAACUCACUAGCCAUCUGCUUUAAUCGAAUCUCAGUUCUCUUUUCUCAGUCUGUAAGAGAUAAAAAAGAAGACUGAUCGUCUAGAUACUCAUUCGUCAGUGUUCCGUCGUUAUUAAGUAUUUGUAUUUGGAAACUUCUACCUUUUAACAGACGAUCUCGAGAGACUCGGUUUUGUUCGAGAUCUCUCGACGAAACUGCCAUACAGUUCAACGCUCGUUAAGUAUUUCCCCUCCCCCCCUCUCAUCACGAUAAACGUCCAAAAAUAUUCAUACAUUGUCACAAAAGUGAUACAAAAUCCAGAGAACACGUCUCGCUCAAACCCGCGUUUAUAGCACAUUUUAAAUAUUGCAAAGCAACUGUCUUAUAAUUCUAAUCCUAUCCUCUUACACCAUACAACAUCUCACGCUUACUCGGCGAUUUGGAGUAACUAUAAGUAGUUGUUUUUGUUUUGUUUUUUUUUUUUUGAAGAAAAAAGCCAAAUAUUUAUUUAUACUUUUCCAUCAAUACUACACACAUAUGUGCUGCCAAUGCGGGAGGGGGCUAUAUUUAAAGAGAUAAUUACUAAACACUGCUCUAAAUAAAUCUAAACCAAGUUCGUAUUCGCGAUCAAGUUGUAUUUACAUAUUAGCUGAUACAUAUUGGGUGUGUAUGUUAGACGUAAGGCGCAUCGAUUAAGGAGUUCCAACGAGUCGCUUGGCUCGUUGUUGAAGAUUUAUGCUCCGUGUAUUUCGUGGGUCAACAAAUAAAAACUCCCCUAUUCUUUGUCAUAGACAAGUUCUCAUAUUGUAAAAAUUAUUAUCGAUUUAUUGCCGAUUUAUUUGUGUAUCUUUUAUACAUGUAACUUUCUCACAAAACAUUCUAUAUAAAACUUCAUCGGAUAUUCAAUAGUCACGUAGAGUUAUGGACGUUAUUUUUGUGCGAUUAAUAUUCUGUGUAUACGUAAAAUGUGUAUACUAUAGAAGAAAACACAUCCGUUCUCUUGUUAUUUAUCUUUCUCGAUUACAUUAUUUAACUUACAGGAAGGUUUACACAUUCCUGGCCUGUAAUUACGCCGAGCAUAAAUCGGAUCUAAGUCAAUGUUUACAACUCGAUGAUAUAUACCAUUAAUGUGUUAAUAAUAAUUUAUUACGAUUACAUAGAGAUCAAUCAUACGUGUACUUAGGUUGUCAGCAUGCUUGUUGGCGAAUAUUUUCUACGUAUAGAUACGUAAACAUUUUUUUAAUAUCAUCACAGUAGUAAUUCAUCGUGAAAUACAUUUAAAACGUACAAUCGAUUGUUCUUCGAUAUGGUUUGCACCGAGAAUAUUUCGUUCCUAAAUUUUAUA
Pseudomyrmex gracilis is the source of this 6356-nucleotide messenger RNA. RefSeq names its product collagen alpha-1(XVIII) chain (gene Mp). The coding region runs from base 1356 to 4829 and encodes 1157 amino acids. Lineage: Eukaryota; Metazoa; Arthropoda; Insecta; Hymenoptera; Formicidae. The record is from RefSeq and is a predicted model, not a curated record. The transcript is spliced from 24 exons.